AUGCCGUCCCGAUGCCACAGUGCUAAUGAGUUCCGAGAUCAGAUCAGACACAGGGGAAGCCGAGCUAUGGUGACUCUGGGUACUGUGUGCCAUUCUCUGAACGGUCGCUACAGCCUUCGAAAGACCAUUGUCCCAGCCAAACGCCUUCAGGAUUACCAUGUAGAAGGUGUGAGCCUGUCUAAGAGGAAUUGUACCCGUGCCAGGACCAGUGGUCCAACUGGGGACAGUUCUUCUCAGGCUCCCUUCUAUCUACCUGUCUCCACUGUUGACCACAGUGGUGGUAGGUUGAUCCUCCGCAUAAAAUUCCCUAGACCCCAGGAAGCCUACCAGGAUGAGCAUGUGGGUCACUUUCUAUCCAUCUCAGACCCUCUCCCUGGAACUGGAACAUCAUGCACCUUGGGCAAGGAGCGAUAUGGGUUGUCCAAUUCUACUGAGACACUUGAGAUCGCCAACAUCCUGCUUGGUCUUGGAGAACAUGAGAACCUGCAGAACGCAGUCCAGCAGCCUGGAUCCACCUCCCAGGGAGCUCCAUUAGUUCUGGAGAGGAGUGGGCACCAAAGACUGCACCAGGACCAUCAUGUGACCUCAAGUGCCAUCAUUUGCCAUGGUCACAGCUGUGGGAGCAAAGGUCGCAGAAAGAAGCAAGCCAACCCCCGCCACAUUGUGCCCGGUAAAGUGCAGGCCCAGGACAUCAAGGUGCAUGCCCCACAGACUGGACACCAGAACAUCUCCGGUUCAGGGCUCGACAAUGCACAGCAGGGUGCCAUCAGUGGUUAUGUAGCCAGUGAAGCCAAAGGCCGAAGGACCAAACAGGUCAACCCUCGCCAUAUCAUGCCUAGCAAAGUGCAGAAGCAGGACUUCAAGGUCUUGUAUGUCCCCCAGCCUGCGCUCUUCUGCUCCAAGUCAACCUUUGCAGGACUGCCCCACAGCCUCAACGAGAUCUUGGGACUACCCCAGACACCUUGCCAAGGGUUCAUCAGGGGAAAAGAGCUCCUGAGGGAUGAAAAGAAAUUCAGCCCUGAGGACAUUGACAUCCCCUUUGAAUGGUCAGCAUCUCCUAGGGAGGAAGAGGACAUGUUCUUCCCUCAUCUGCAUGUUUCCUCUUACAAAGCUGAGGCAGCUGAGAGGAAGAGGAGAGAAGCUGCUCUCCAAAGGAGCCUUCGGCAGAUGCAAGAGCCUCUGGAUGAGAGAUACAUUAAGAACGCUGCCGUGCUCCCUGACCUUCGCCAGUCAACACCAGUAUCGGCACCAACAACACCCAUCCUGACCUCAAAGCCCAGCUCCAGCAUCAGUCGGCCACAGCCCCAGGACGAGCCUCUGAAGAUCCAUGGUUGCAAUGUGGAAGACUUCAAGAGAAUCUACCACUCUGUGGUAGAUCCAAAGUUGACCACAAAGUCCGGCAACCCUCGUCCUUAUAGUCUUCAGACGGGCAGAGUGAUCAAACAGCGCAUGUGGGAGACCUUCCACUGCCCGUCUUUCGUGGAGACCGAAGGGGCAGAUGGCAGGGUCUGGGUGUCAGAGGCCUACUGCAGUCCCAGCCUGAAGCCUCAUGCGCCUCUCAUUGACGUGGACAUUAGCCAGGAGCCCAUGCCAGAGAAGCCAAAGAGAAAGAGGGCCAGGCAAUGAAUUCAUUAAUUAUGAGAUGUCUUUUUUUUUUUUUAGAAUGCAAGAUCAUGAUGAAAUUUUCGGCUACAGUACCAUAUCAUCACAUUGCAACAUAAUUAUGAAUUUGAUAUGAGCCCGUAUAUAUAUAUUAUAAUAUUUUAAUGAUAAAUUGAAAUGAUCAUGAAAUUGU
Molecule: messenger RNA, 1795 nt
Organism: Engraulis encrasicolus (European anchovy)
Lineage: Eukaryota; Metazoa; Chordata; Actinopteri; Clupeiformes; Engraulidae
Exons: 4
Coding region: 1-1626 (541 amino acids)
Source: RefSeq, a predicted model, not a curated record